Messenger RNA from Pyricularia grisea, 2311 nucleotides. RefSeq lists its product as uncharacterized. The coding region runs from base 457 to 1488 and encodes 343 amino acids. The record is from RefSeq and is a predicted model, not a curated record. Gene Ontology annotation, molecular function: protein binding. Lineage: Eukaryota; Fungi; Ascomycota; Sordariomycetes; Magnaporthales; Pyriculariaceae. The transcript has 3 exons.
GUUGACGAAUCUCACUCUUCGAGUACGCCAUAAUUAUGUUUUUUUGUUCGAGUCAGUGUUCUCAGUAUAAGUACCCUCAUUUGGUGAUAUUUUUAACAAUAUUUCCGCCCAGCUCGAAUUCUUGUCAGCAACAAUCAGUGACGUAGCCUCAAUCAUCUUCCCCGCCACGCAGCGCCACAGCUUAGGCACUGUACCUUGCCUGUACAGAAACUCGGGUCCGUAGCGUUGCGCAAAAAGUUCGCCCACCUUUGGCCUUGCCUUAGGCCAAGCCCACCACCACCCAACCAACGCGCUGCCGCGGCUCUCCCUCUUUAGUCUAAUCUUGAGUCGCAACCGUACAGUAGUACCACAAUCCCAAAAUCCGCCCCUUAAAUCCACCCGGCUGAUCGACAACUUGUCGUCCCUUUCCCCGCCGCCUGCGCCACCCCUCUCUUUCUUUCUCCCUCAUUUUGAAAGAUGGCCGGCACAUCAUCGCCUGGCACCGAAGGCCCGACUGUCGCACCUCCGCAUUUACCAUCAGGCUGGAUCGCUCAGUGGGACGGACAAAGUCGCAAAUACUAUUUUGUCGAGCUCGCAACGGGCCGCUCGCAGUGGGAAGUUCCGACAAAACCUGCCCUCGUCGGAGGCGGCACACCAAACAACGGCGUCGAUCACCCUUACGGCAUACCCGGCAGCGAAGGCAAGGGGCGCAUCAUCACGCACCCCGACGGCAGUCAAACAAUACAACACCCCGACGGGCGCAUGGAACCGAUCCUCCCGCCGGGAAUGGGUGGACCUGCUGACGGACAACGCGGAGGACCUGACGGCGCAAGGGGAAUGGACGGACCGGCCGGAGAUAGGGGCUUGGGGAGUUUCGCGCAAAGUGCGCUGAGCUCGCUAGCCGGUGGCAAGAAACAAGGCGGUAGCUCAAACCCUCUCGGGGACCUUGCCAGCUCCCUCUUGGGCGGCAAUAAACAUAGCUCCGGUGGAGGCGGAGGUGCAGGAGGCAAGAUAGUGAGCCAGUUGGCAUCCAGUAUCUUCUCGUCUGGGAAUGACAAACCGUCACAACCGAACAAUUAUCACGGCGGGCAGACCCAGGGUCAGCAGCACGGCGGUGGCCACUCGGGCGGUCUAGCAGGGCAGGUUAUGGGAGGAGUAGCCCAAAUGUUUGGUGGCUCCUCAAGCGGCUCGGGCAACAACUUUGGCUACUCAAACCCUGGUCACAGCGGCCCUUACAACGGCCCGGAACCCCCAAUUUCAUACAUGCCCCCCUCAAAGCCCGGUAGCGGGCCCCUCUCACCUACCACUCAGUCACAAAACAGCCAUGCCCCCUCAUAUGGUGGUGGUGCCCCUACGCAACACCAGUACGGAAGCCAACCACAACAGCAGCACCAAUCACAGCAACAUCACCAGCCGCAGCAUCACCAGUCGCAACAACCGCCGCACUACCCCCCUCCUCCAAACCAGUCAUAUGGACAGCAGUCAUAUGGUGGCAACCCACGCUAUUGAGCACAAGCAGCGCGUAAUCGCGGUAAUUGUAACUCUAAGCAGUAUGCGCCCAUCAUAUAUUUCGAUGUGAGAGUUGCUAAGGAAGGCUGAGAAGGAGGGGUUUUCUGUUUUAACUCGAACCUUCAUUUGCAACGUUUCUUUCCUUACUCAUUCUUUAAAGCUUCUCUGCCGGAAAGACAAAGUUCGGACAUACCACGAAACAUCUAUCUACAAGAUUUUUGCCGUUGCUAGGUGGUCAUUUGCGGCUUGAAGAUGCCCGGAGUUUUGCUAUCAGCUCCAGAAUACGGUUUCUUUUGCUCCUUUUGCUGUCGCUGAUAUUCGGCUCGAAAAUGACCUUCAGAUUCUAGACUCCUUCGAUCUCGCCCAGGCCCCGUGAGUUGCCUUGCUUAUCCUCCCCGCUACGUACAUUGCCAGCCAGUAGGCACCCAUCGGGCGAGUGCAUGAAGAGAUCCGAUUUCAUAAGGCGGCAAAAAGAUGUUUCCAAAAUCCAUCAUCAAGACGCGCGAUUCAUUAUUUUCCAUAACCGGCUGUACAGCUGCAUCUGGAUUCAAAUACACAACAUAUGAAUCUGGCAGUGAUUCUGGUAAGUGGGGUGGUGUGAAUUAUAUAUGCCAAAUAUUUCUCAUGCAGGCAUAUACAGGUAUACCAGUGGGCAAGGAAACAGGUGCGCUGAUAACCAAGCCUUGUUUACGAGAGAUGCAUUUUGCUUAUACUCUACCAAGUAACAUUAGAUUUAGUUGGCGUACCCGAUAAGAAUAAAUGAAUGAUCUGCAGGUGAUGAUUUUUUUCUUUUUUUUUUUCUUUUUUUUUGUUUCCCUUCUUA